AUGAAUCAACAUUCAUAUACAUACCUCUCUAUUGGUCGUGUCGAUAUCACCGAGCUCUGUUGCGUCGUGAACGAUGAAGACUCAUUAUCCCACGUCAAGUUUUAUGGUGUAUCAGACUCAAACUGGACUAUUAUUAUAUGGUUUAUCCCUUAUGUCUUAAUUAUGAAACAGUGUCCUGAGACAAUCCAAAGACUACUAGGAUGUCUUUUGGUCCUGUUAAUAACUAAUCGAGUCUCAUCUCUGGGCUACAGUCCUAUCCAGUCUCCUCAGAGGUACCGUAGUGAACAGGAUGGCUUCAACACACCGAACACUCGAUCAACACAGGAGGCCCCUAUGUCUAAUUUUAUUAUCUCUAUGAGUUAA
Messenger RNA from Fusarium graminearum PH-1, 363 nucleotides. RefSeq lists its product as uncharacterized. Bases 1 to 363 code for a protein of 120 amino acids. Lineage: Eukaryota; Fungi; Ascomycota; Sordariomycetes; Hypocreales; Nectriaceae. The transcript has 3 exons. The record is from RefSeq and is a predicted model, not a curated record.